UUUGCCGCGGACCAGAUUCCUCUAGGCGCCUUGGUUCAGGGCAUGUCUCUCCAGCUUCCCCUUCGUCUUUUCGAUCUUCUUGGCAUCUGCAUAAAGGUCUCCAAGCCAGGUGUUUCUCGGACGCCCUCCCCUGCUCUUCCUUUGAGGGUUGCAGGAUGUAAUUUCCUGUCAGUAAAAAGGGAGUAUAUUGUACACAAUAUACUUUAAUGAGCCGAUCAGAGAACAGCCAUGGCCAGUCUUGCAAGUGCGUUUACCGAUCUCGAGAAGAUAAACUGGCUAAAAGCAUGGCUAGCCCUAGAUAUUACAAAAAAAGGUUUGCAAGAUUUUGUUGAUAAAGAAAUAUGUAAAGUGCAAACACGCAUUCUGCAAACGGCUUGUGUCAGUUCGAAUAUUUCGACAAACACUUUGUGCACAAAAUGUUGUACUGCAAAUUUAUUGCGAUGUCCUACUCACGGAAUGUGUAGAAGAGGCCAAAAUACAUGCUUUACUCUGCAUGAUACGCAAGAGAAACAGCCUAGGCCGUGUCCCAAAAACGUAUGUGAUACUGUCCAUGAUGAAAUUAUAAAAAAACACGCGUGGUCAGGACCGUCUUGGAAGAACACUUCAGCUGAACAAUGGGGAACCAAUAGCUGGCAAAUUUCAAAAUGUUUUAUGCCACCAGAUGGGUACACAGGGGUGCAAUCAUUGCAAGAUACGGAUUUCAACGGAAUCAUCAAUGUUAUGAUAAACUGUAGACAUUUUGCUACAAUAUUUUCCUUUACCGUAGCCCCGCAAUCAAAUAGUCCAUGUCUUUUGGCCAAGGCGCGUGAUUUCUGUAAAGCUGUUCGCCAUACAACUGACUGCAAAGUGAAAGAUACCGUUCUCAAGGACAUGUUUACCAGCUUUAAAACGUUACUUAAUGACCCAAUGUGUCUAGCUAACGAUCAAUAUGCACAGGAGGCAGUCUUGCAGUUAAUGCAGCUUGAAAAUGAUACAAUUAACAUGGAAAACGUGUAUCGGCUGAUGCAAAAUGUCCAGGAGUCAAUUCAAAAUGCAGCAAAUAGUAACAUGCACAUAUUGAAAGCUAUGGAUGAUAUGAAAAACUAUAUGGACAAACACAAAGAUGAAUUCAACAAACAUGUUGAACAACAGAAACAAGAUAUAGUUGCAACAACCAAUCAAUGUAUUCAGUCGGUUCAUAAAGCGAAAAUAAAGGAUGAUGAAGCGAGCUAUACUGAUGCGAUUAAAGAUUUUCAAGGCCGCCUGAUUCAGCACUAUCACAUAGCAUUAAGUCACUUGAGUAUUUCACCAUUGUUGCAGAGUGUGGAUAAACCUUUACAAGAAAUUUUUGUUAAACCGGCAAUUUACAAAAAAGAGAUAGACAAGAAUGGAAAACAAACGAAAUCAAAACAACUCACGACGUACAAAGAUUUUCUUUUUAAUGAUAGUAAGUUACACAAGCAUAUCUUUUUACAAGGUGAACCUGGAAUGGGAAAGACCACACUUGCAGCUAAGAUAGUACAAGAUUGGUGCAAUAGUGUGAGCGGAUCCUGUGCUCAAGAUAAAAUAUUUAAAGACCUUGAAACACUGAUCGGAAUACAGUUUGUGUUUCACAUUCUAUUAAGGGAAUCUACUGACCAUCGUGAAGCAUUUGAAAUGAUUAAAGACAAAAUUAUUGAUAUGAUAUAUUGCGGUGAAGAAAGAGUAAAAGCAUUUCACCUCCUUCAAAAAAUAAUGAGUAAAGAAGCAUGUUUAGUGAUUCAAGAUGGACUGGACGAAUAGGCAGAUCCUAAGGGUAAACUGGCACUUCCAAUAAUGGUGUCAAUGCACCAACAAUGCACAGUGUUAAUCACAACACGCCCGUGGCGUUUGAAUGACGAACGUAUCAAGGACUCACAUAUAGACCUUUUGUUAGAACUGGAAGGAGUGGAUGAUCCAUUUGAACAGAGUAAAAGGAUUCUCUGUUGUUGUAAUGCAGAUGAUACAAAAGAGAAGGAAUUCAAAUUCUACAUUUACGAAAACAGACUUUACAAAUUAAUAAAAACGCCGAUGGUGCUGUCAUUGAUAGUUUGUUAUUGGGUGGAAGGCAUUCAUUUAACGGGUUCAACAUGUACAAUAUAUGCUUUGCUUCUCGACUAUCUAUUUAAAAAAGCAAACGGAAGAGAGAAUUAUGAUGAUCCUUCGCCAGUAACUUGUUUUAUCAACAAGAAAUAUCUUCAACCGCAUGGGCAAAUUUUUGGUACUUUGUCUAAAGUUGCCUUUGAAAGAUUGUUUUCAUCUGAAAAGGAAAGCUCUUUGGUUUUCAAAGAAAGCAUAUUGUCAAAAUAUUUUGAUGACAACCAGAAGACAGUUUUACUCAGAACUGGAGUUUUAACAGUAAAUAAGACUUUUACUCUCACUAACAGACCAUCCACAUGUUCGUUUAUACAUAAAAGUGUUCAAGAAUUUUGUGCUGCGUUCUAUUGCGCUAAAAACGAACACGUUAUGUGUGGUGCCAUUACAGACUACCUCGUACAGGAUUACAAUAAGAUCAACGAUAUAUUUACGGUAUUUAAAUUCUUGUGUGAACUAAAUAUUGGUGCAGCUUAUAAACUCUCUCGUAUAUUGAACGAGUGCCUUAUCCGUAUAAUGGACAAUGUCACAAAUAUUGAGACAAUACAGUCCAUUACAUCUGCUCUGCAAAACAUGAUUAUCUCUGGAUUAAAAGAGGCUGUAAAGAAUGGCUUGCAGAACAGCGAAAUCAAAGUAGACUUGAAAUUUUUUCGUUUCAGUUUCUUGGAAAAUUGCCCAAUUCUCGACGUCAUCCUAAAAGCAAACGCACCUAAUAUCCACACACUGUUUGUUCAAAAUGCAACAGUAUGCGAUGUUCAAAAAAUAAUCGAUAAAUGUGCGAACAGCAUUGAGCACUUGUCUGCGCUUUUUUUACGGCUGCUUUGGUAUGCGCGGAUAUAAAACAUCAAUUGGCAUAUCUCUUGACGUGUCGUUGUGUCAGCGCCUCAAAACAAUAUUGAUUCAUGGAUGUAUGUCACGUGAUAUUGAUGAUGAUAACGAGCUAUUACGGAAUUUUCCAUGGAUUAUAUUACCACCUUGCCUAUGUAGUGAGUAUGAAUUGUUAACGUGCAGUAGCUUACAUUGUAACCAACAACCAACAUUUGCACAUGGUCUCCAUAACCUGACGAGCAUUAAAUUGAAACUUAAAUGCAGAUUUGAUGGGUUGGACUUGUCUUCCUGUCCAAAUCUAGAGAAAAUAUAUAUACAAGGUAUGUCAAUCAUUAUGUUGCCAAAUGCUCUUCAUGGUCUUCAGAAGCUGAACUAUUUAAGUCUACAAUGUACUUGUGACGGAUUGGACUUGUCUUACUGUAAAAAUAUAGAAACAAUUUAUAUCAAAGAACCUAUAACACACAAAAAAGCAGAACAAAAAUGCAGGGGUUACAAAAUGGACUUAACUUCCGGUUCAAAUAAAGUGAAAAAUGACACAGACAGACCUAUAACAUUGAUACCGAAUGCUCUACAGGGUCUUCACAAUCUUAAAAAGGUAUUUUUACAAUGCAAGUGUGAUGGGUUGGACUUGACUUCCUGUCCAAAUAUAGAAGAAAUAUAUAUAAAAGGACCUGUAACAUUGGUGCCAAAUGCUGUACAUGGUCUUCUGAAACUUAAAAAUGUAUCACUAGAUUGCAAGUGUGAUGCGUUGGACUUGUCUUCCUGUCCAGAUAUUGAGCUAAUAGAUUUAGAAGGAGCUGUAACAUUGCUGCCAAAUGGUCUACAAGGUCGUCAGCAACUGAAAUUUGUAUCACAAAAUUGCAAGUGUGACGGGUUGGACUUGUCUUCCUGUCGAAAUAUAGCGCAAAUAUAUAUAAAAGAACCUGUAAUAUUGUUGCCAAAUGCUCUGUGUGGUGUUCAUGAGUUGUUUUUUCUACGUCUCGGCUGCACGUGUGACGGGUUGGAUUUGUCUUCCUGUUCAAGUUUAAUUGAAUUGGAUAUCAACGGACCUGUGACAUUGUUGCCAAAUGCUCUACAUGGUCUUCAGAGGCUGGAAAAGGUCUCACUAAAAUGCACGUGUGAAGGGUUAGACUUGUCUUCUUGUCCCAAUAUAAAACAAAUAUAUAUAGAUGGACCUGUAACAUUGUUGCCAAAUGCUCUACACGGUCUUCAGAAGCUGAAAGAAGUAUCACUAAAUUGCACGUGUGAAGAGUUAGACUUGUCAUCAUGUCGGAAGAUAGAGAAAAUAAAUCUAAAUGGGCACGUGACAUUGUUACCAUAUGCACUACAAAAUCUUAAGAAACUGAAAAUGGUAUUAACAAAAUGCAAUUGUGACGGGUUGAACUUGUCAUCGUGUAAAAAUAUAGAGACAAUAUAUAUAAAGGAACAUGGAACAUUGUUGCCAGAUGCUCUACAUGGUCUUCAUAAGCUGAAAAAUGUAUUUUUAUAUUGCAAGUGUGAUGGGUUGGAUUUCUCUUCAUGUCCAAACAUACAGACAAUUCAUAUCGAUGGACCAGUAACCUUGUUGCCAAAUACUUUUCAUGGUCUCGUGGAGCUGAAACGGUUAUGGCUAAAAUGCAAGUGUGACUUGUUAGACUUGUCAUCUUGUCAAAAUAUAAAGAACAUAAAUAUAAAUGAAAACGUGACAUUGUUGCCAAAUGCUCAACAUGGUCUACAGAAACUGGAAAAGGUAGUACUAAAAUGCAAGUGUGACUGGUUCGACUGGUUUGUGUUAUCAGAUUAUCCAUAUUUACCGAUGGAUCUUUGGUUAGAUACGUUAUCACUAUAUUGCAAGUGUGAACGGCAGUACUUGGUGUCCUGUCAAAAUAAAAAGAUAAUACGUGAUAUUGUCGCCCGAUACUAAACAUGGUCUUCAGCAGCUGCAUGAAAAAGAUAAGACUAUUGUGCAAGUGUGGCCUGUUCGACUUGUCUUUCUGCCUAACGAAUGAGGCAAUGCUGAUCAAAGAACAUGUAACAGCGUUGCCAAAUGCUCUAAAUAUAUUCAGGACCUGAAUAAUCAAAUCCCUUAAUUGCAACUGUGACGGAUCGACCAUGUCAUGCUGUCCGUAAGAUUGAGACAUUAAAAUUAAAGCAAAUUCGACAUUGUUGCUUAACGCUACGGAAUUCCUGACUGCGGAUAGAACUGUUAUCUAGCAGUAGUGCAAAAUAUUGUUUAUAUGUGUUCUGUUUUGGGCUGCAUUUAGUUAGUGUUCGUUAUUUUUAUUAUAUUAUACAUAGUUAAUAAUUAUAUAUUCUAAAAGGGACUUGCUCACACUUUGGAAUGAUGACAAGUUUUAAACAAAAUCAUUGUCUCAUUCAAAAAAGCAAAAUAACACUUCUGACUUAAUUUUUAAAAGGUAUGUUAUAUUAUUGAAAAACAUCAUUAAACAUCGGAAAAAAACAAUAAAACGGCUGUAACGCUUUACGAUUAUAUAAAAAAGAUUGAAAUACAAAGAUAGUAUUUUAAUUACCAUGUUUAUAUUAAAACCUGCGCAAACUAGUGGUAGAGCGUAAUCUAUUGCUAAGAGGUCCCAGUUUCGAACUCUAAAACCGGCAUAAUUUUAUAAUUAUUAAAAUAAUGUUUUCUUGUUUCUUGUUCUUAUUAAUUUUGUAACAAUUCCAAAUAUCAAAGUGUAGUUUAAAAUAAGUCUAAUUACAUUUAAAAACACAUUUGUGAGCAAGUAAAUUUCAAAUUAAAUUUGAUUUAAUAGUUUGCUAAUUUUGAUCAUUUUUGACCAAAUGCUUUGUUUUAACCGACGUCUCAUUCAUUGUCUACAGUAUAUACUAGGAUGCAUACGACCAUGUAUUAACGACAUCAAGCAUACUUAAAUCUGCUUAUAAAUAAUAACUUACAAAGUGUGCAUGUUUAUUUACAAAUUGUCAUUUGACAUACACUGGUAUACGAUAAAUGGCCAGUAGAACUAUUAAUGUACAUUAUCUAGUUAUAUUAUUAUGUCAUGUUCAUAACCAUCAUCUAAACAUGUGUAUGUUUAAUUGCAUUUAAAUGACACAGUUACCUCGCAUGCAACAAACAGUAUCCGUGUAUGUAAAUUAUACUCGUAUAAUAUUGUUUCGAGUAAAAUUAAAUCUAGUAUUAUGGUUUUAUACAAAUCAAAUAGAACAAUGCUUAUAAGUUUUAAUAAUUGACCUUGUUAAUGGUUAAAAUGUACUAGUGUAAUAAGAUAUUGGUGUUUAUAUCAUGUACAUGAUUUGAUCUUUUCUUCAUUUUUCGACGAUCAGAUAUAUACUAGGCCUAUAAUUAUUAUUUUGUUAUUUUCUUAUACUGGUGCAAGGAUAUACACAUUUUGCGAAAUAA
This is a messenger RNA of Dreissena polymorpha, 6274 nucleotides long. RefSeq lists its product as uncharacterized. The transcript has 5 exons. The coding region runs from base 229 to 1761 and encodes 510 amino acids. NCBI's taxonomy places the organism in Eukaryota, Metazoa, Mollusca, Bivalvia, Myida, Dreissenidae. The record is from RefSeq and is a predicted model, not a curated record.